AUGAUUGGUGGUUCAUUUGUGAUAUCUUUACUGAGUGGUGCAGCUGCAGGUACCUCGACAGAUUUAGUGUUCUUUCCAAUUGAUACUAUAAAGACGAGAUUACAAGCCAAAGGAGGUUUCUUUAAGACUGGGGGAUAUCAUAAUAUAUAUAGAGGUGUCGGAAGUGCCAUCGUGGCAUCUGCACCUGGUGCGUCUUUAUUCUUUGUUACAUAUGAUACUAUGAAGAUUCAAUCGAGACCAUAUAUUAAUAAAAUAGUUGGUAAAAAUAGUUCAGAACAAUUUGUUGAUACAUUGACACAUAUGUUUGCAUCAACAUUAGGUGAAAUUGCAGCAUGUCUCGUUAGAGUACCAGCUGAGGUCAUUAAACAACGUACGCAGACAAGUACUUCUCAUUCAUCAUAUCAAACAUUAAAGGUUAUUUUACAAAACUCCAACGGGGAAGGUAUUCGAAGAAAUCUUUAUAGAGGUUGGUCAACAACUAUUAUGCGUGAAAUACCAUUUACUUGUAUACAAUUUCCAUUAUAUGAAUAUAUGAAGAAAAGGUGGAGAAUGGUUGAAGGUUCUGACAUUUUAGUACCUUGGAAAGGUGCAAUUUGUGGUUCAAUUGCUGGUGGUAUUGCAGCUGCAAUAACUACACCAUUAGAUUUCCUUAAGACUAGAAUGAUGUUACAUACUAAAUCUGAACCUGUAGGUACUAUGGUACGUACAAUUUUGAAAGAAGAAGGUCCUUUAGUCUUUUUAAGCGGUAUUGGUCCAAGAACUAUGUGGAUUAGUGCUGGUGGAGCAAUUUUCCUUGGGGUCUAUGAGUCAGUACAUUACAUGUUGACCACCAAAGAUGAAGAUACAGCAACUUUACAGUAA
This is a messenger RNA of Maudiozyma saulgeensis, 861 nucleotides long. Lineage: Eukaryota; Fungi; Ascomycota; Saccharomycetes; Saccharomycetales; Saccharomycetaceae. The record is from the annotation of a GenBank genome assembly.